GAACAGAUCUUGGCCAUGGAGAAAUCAAUUCUCAACAGGCUUGAAUGGAGUCUCAUUGUUCCUACUCUGUAUGUGUUCCUUGUUCGCUUCAUAAAAGCUGCGACGUGCGAUAAAGAGAUGGAGCAUAUGGUCUACUUCUUUGCUGAGUUGGGUCUGAUACAGUACUCUAUGAUCAUGUAUUCUCCUUCAAUGGUUGUGGCUUCAGCAGUCUAUGUAGCUCGAUGCACAUUAAAGAAGAGUCCUCUUUUGACCGAAUCCCUCAAGCACUAUACUGGCUUCUUUGAGCCCCAAUUGCUGGAUUGCUCUCAAAUUUUGCUUAAGUCUCACUCAGCUACACCUGAGAGUAAAUUGAGAGCCAUUGUGCAGGGAUUGCUCUCAAAUUUUGCUUAA
Molecule: messenger RNA, 390 nt
Organism: Asparagus officinalis (garden asparagus)
Lineage: Eukaryota; Viridiplantae; Streptophyta; Magnoliopsida; Asparagales; Asparagaceae
Product: G2/mitotic-specific cyclin S13-7-like
Exons: 3
Coding region: 16-390 (124 amino acids)
Biological process (GO): regulation of cyclin-dependent protein serine/threonine kinase activity; mitotic cell cycle phase transition
Cellular component (GO): centrosome; cytoplasm; nucleus
Molecular function (GO): cyclin-dependent protein serine/threonine kinase regulator activity
Source: RefSeq, a predicted model, not a curated record